Molecule: messenger RNA, 2754 nt
Organism: Spinacia oleracea (spinach)
Lineage: Eukaryota; Viridiplantae; Streptophyta; Magnoliopsida; Caryophyllales; Amaranthaceae
Product: protein CHROMOSOME TRANSMISSION FIDELITY 7
Exons: 6
Coding region: 1507-2538 (343 amino acids)
Biological process (GO): mitotic sister chromatid cohesion
Cellular component (GO): nucleus; chromatin
Molecular function (GO): protein-lysine-acetyltransferase activity
Source: RefSeq, a predicted model, not a curated record
AUCAUUAUUUAUUUUAUAUGUAUUUAGGGUCGGCUUAAACAUUUUGAAAAUUGAAAACUACUACUUAUGGUUUAUAUAAUUUGAUUUUAGUUUUCUACGUAGUACUUUAGAAAACUAGAGUAAUUCAAAAGUAUUAACCAACGGGCCAUGAGUUUUUUAUUAAAAAAAUAUAAGCUAAUGUUGUUGUAGGUCAUGUAACUAGUACGAGCGAACUUAAUUUUCACCAAAACAAUGAACUUAAAUUAGCUUAAACAAGUUUAUCAUUAAGUACUAGAAAUAAUGCAAGGGUGACAAGUUCAAUAUUGAAAAGUAGAUCCUAACUACAUAGUUAGAUUCAUCGAAAAUGAUAAAGGUCGUAACAUGCGACCUUUAAGCCGUGUCACAAUGAUGACAUGGCAUGUUUAUGUGUCAUGCUUUAAAUUGGAAUCUAAAAUAUUUAACUUAUAUAUUCUAUUAUAUAUGUUUAAAAUAAAGGUAGAAAAAUCUUAAUACUCCGUAUUCUAAUUUGUUUAUUCCUUUAUAUCGAUUACCUUAUUUACAUUAUUCCUUUAUAUCGAUUACCUUAUAUUCUAUUAUAUAUGUUUAAAAUAAAGGUAGAAAAAUCUUAAUACUCCGUAUUCUAAUUUGUUUAUUCCUUUCACCAAAAUUAUUGUUGUGUCAUUAUGGUGGGUUAGUUUGCUUUAAUUAAGUAUUUGCUAAAAUAAAAUACAUUUUUUAAUUGUAACCCCGAUUUUGGUGGGUUAAGUUAGCUGUGAUUAAGUAUUUGGUAAAAAAAAAAAAAAAAAAUUCUUAAUUUGUACCUAUUGCCAGUUGUUACUUGUUUUUUCAUUAGUGUUGUUGUUGUUGAGCCUACGUAAUCUUUUCUGUGAUUAAGUUAUUUUUUGUAGUUAUUCUUAUUUAUUUUGACUUUUUCCCUUUAUGACGUUAUUCAUUGUGGUUGUUGACUGAUAUUCUUUUUUGCUUCUUAUUAUAUUUAGUCUUUUCUAUAUUGAAACACCAAAAGUGUAUUUAUUAAAAUAACUUUAUGUGCUCCUUAUAGAAUAGAAGAAUGGAUAUUAGAUUAUCUUGUUAGUGUGAUUGAAAAGGAAUUUUGGAUUUUUUUAAAAUAAGUAAGAGUAAUCCAAAAACAGAAACAUGCAAUUGCUGAUUUUUUAGGUCGAGACGGUCUAAAAUUAGACAGAAUUGGAUAAUCGGGUCUGGAUCCCAGAAAAAAUACGUCCAAUCCCGAUCCAAGAAAUGAGAAUACCGGUCAGUCAGUCACAAAUCUAUUCCAAUUCUGGUCAAGUCCGGUCCGAUGUUGGACCAGUGCACAGUUCUAACAGGGGCGGUUUGGCCCAAUAUUUUGGCGCGAAAACAUAAAUUUUCUCACUUCCCCCUAUUUUGUUUACGAAUCACAUAAAAACGAGAAUGGCGGGAGAUUAAAAUCGCAAUGAAUCGGCAACAUUCAGCUCAGCUAGCCAUUUCUAGCAAAUUAAAUUCAUUGCUAGUUUUGAAGUGACGAAAGAGAUGCAAAAGACGAUUGAAUCUUUCUUCAAACAAUCAUCUACUCCUUCGUCUAUGCCACAGACUAGCAAUUUCAAUGAUUUAUUCGACGGAAUUAGGGCACAAAAUCACCCAGAAAUUCGAAUUAAAUACACCCGUCAACCCACCAGGGUUGGAGAAUCGACAAGUGAUGGAUUAAUCGAGGAAGAGAAAAAUGCAAAGAGUGAGAAAUCGAAAGGGAAAAUUUUGAACAAAAAGAGGAAGUAUGCGCAGUUCCAUUUGGAAUUGGGUCAAUCUGAUUUUCUUCUUCAUACAUGUAAAAUUUGUGGGAUGAAGUAUUCUAAAGGAGAUGAAAUUGAUGAAAAGGUUCAUAGUACAUUUCACAAGAAUUAUACUCAUGGAAUACCAUUUAAGGGUUGGCGCCACGAACGAGUUGUUCAUUUGCCGGCACUCAAAAGGGACCGUGUUAUCCAUGUAUUGAAUUGUGAUCCCCCGGCUCAACGGAAGAAGGUUGAAGAGGUUGUGAAGAUGAUGGAGAUUGAACUCGGUGAUGGGUGGAUUUUCCAUGAGCUUUGUCAGGUGUAUUUAUUUAUAUCUUCACAAAGAGUUGCGGCUUGUAUGAUUGUGGAGCCAAUUAACACGGCGCACAAGCUCCUUUCGGACUCGCUGCCAAAAAUCGCUGAUGGUGCUAGUGGAAAGAAAGUAAUACCUAAACCAAAGACAUUGCAGUUUGGAGAGGUAUGCUUUCAAAGAGAAGUUUCCAGGAAAGGCUCUAAUCAUAGAAACUCAGAUGCAAUGGAUUCUAACUUACUUGGAUCCAUUGUCUGUGAAGAGGAAGCUACACCUGCUUCUUGUGGCAUUAGGGCUAUUUGGGUUAGUCCAUCAAACCGAAGAAAAGGCAUUGCAACACACUUGCUGGAUGCUGUGAGGAAAAGCUUCUGUACAAACUAUGUUCUUGAACGCUCUCAACUAGCAUUCUCUAAUCCAACCUCAGCUGGAAAGGCAUUGGCAACAAAUUAUACCGGUACAGGAUCUAUAUUGGUGUACAAAACCUAGUCAUUUAACAAUAUUCUCCAAUAUGUUCUUAAUGUUUAAGUUAGAAUUUCACAAAUCACACUAGUUUUUAUUCCUGAUUAUCCUGCAAAAUCUCUCUAUCUUGAGUUCUGCUAGUUACUUAGCUUUGUAACUGAAGUACCAGACUCAGGAACGAAACUAUGAUCUUCGACAAAGUCAGCCUUUUGCGCAUAAAUAUCAUUUGAUUUCUUCUGCUUA